AUGCCCAAAAAGUCAACAGAAAACAUCGAUAUUGAAAAAUUAUAUGAUAAGUCCUCAUAUGGUAAGGGAAAACUGCCCCCACCACAAGUUCAAGUAGCCACUGCUACAGAAUUCCACGAUGAAAUUGCUAGUUAUUCACUGGAAGAACCGACCGAACGACCCAUUGAUUACGUUUUAGUUUAUAAAGAUUGUGACGAUCCAAGCAAUCCAAGAGAAGUAGAAAGAGCUGAACAGAGACAAAUUUUCGAAGAGAGACUACAAGAAGAUGGUUUACAAGUAACGUAUGAGAAAGUUUUACAUCUCAAUUUUGUUAAAAUCUAUUGCCCUUUUAAAAGGAUGGGUAAAGAAGCGGAAAAAGUCAAUUACGAAAUGGAUCUAGCAGGAAUACAGUUAAAAAAAUAUGAUUUCUGUUGGUUAAUCAACUCAUUACCGUUACAAAUCAAUGAGGAACCAAAAGGUUGCAUUGGUAGGCUCUUCCGUACUGAUGAACAAGUGGAUUAUGUUAGCGCUCCAUUUGUAUGGAAUAAGAGGCAAGCCUUCGAAGGAGUCGAAAAAUCAAGAUCCUUCUUUCGCAAUUCUGUUCGUUCAUUACUGGUCCAUAAUAUAUUGAUUAAUACGGACAUCCGUCAAGGAGCUGAUACAGAAGACAAGAUAAAUUGCCGGGGCCUAUUAUAUUUAAUCAUGCAAAAAGCAUAUUCGGAUGCAUUCGUCUUGCAUAAUCCAUUCGUUAAUGGUAAAAAGGUCGCGAGUAAAAUAGGAAAUACUGAGCGUGAAGAAUUAUAUCGUUCAUGGGGAAGUUGUUUCCAAUUUCAGCCAUUAUGGAGAAUUCGCAAUUAUUUUGGUGAAAAGAUUGCCCUCUACUUUGCUUGGCUAGGAUUGUUAAUUUCAUCAUUAUUUAUACCCAUGCUCUUUGGCGCUGGAUGCAUGAUUUACGGUCUAUACUUUAGCUACAUAGCGCAGUACAAAAAUGGUACAAAUCUUGAUUACACUUGGUUAAGUAAAGCUUGCGAUAAUGAAGUUACCCCUUAUUAUGGAUUAGUAGUUUGCAUCUGGGGUACAAUCUUUGUUGAAAUGUGGAAACGAAAGUGCGCGACAUUAGCCUACAAAUGGGAUGUCAACAAUUAUGAGUUACAGGAACCAAAUCGGCCUGAAUUUUAUGGAACUAAGCUUGCUAAGGAUCCGGUAACUGGCGUUGAAACUCCAAUUUAUCCAAUAUCGAAGAGAAUUAUGAAACUUCUUGCAUCUGGAGUUUGUCUACUUUUUAUGGUUUUCUUGGUUAUUGCUAGUGUUACAGCUGUUAUUGCCUUCCGUGUCAUUCUGAAAAUUAAUAGCCAGCUAAAUUUUCAGUAUAGCAAUUGGUUUUUCUCCAUAACUUCAAGCUUAUUGAACACUAUUUCUAUUAUGAUCCUAGGACGAAUUUAUUCAAAAAUUGCAAAAUGGUUGAACGAUUGGGAGAAUUAUCGUACUCAAACAGAAUAUGAUGAUUCGUUAAUUCUAAAGACAUUUGCCUUUCAAUUUGUCAACUCUUAUACUUCACUUUUCUAUAUUGCAUUUUUUCGCAAGGACAUUCAGAGAGCUGGACUGUUCAAUUUAGGCACUCAAUAUCGCGAUUCUUGUGGUACUGAUGAUGAUUGCAUGUCACUAUUGACGAUACAAGUGGCAGUAUUACUCAUAGUUAAGCCGAUGCCAAAAUUCUUCCGAGAUAUAAUAUUGCCAUGGCUAAAGCAAAUUUUUAUCAACAAAUGUACCAAGAAAGGAAGCGAUAUUCAUCCAGAAGUAGAAGAAAAUGCUCUUGCAAAAGAAUAUUAUUUAUAUAAAACAGAAGAUUUUACAAUGUCCGAAUAUACUGAAAAAAUUCUUAUGUAUGGAUAUCUUAUGCUAUUUGCUACUGCAUUUCCACUGGCUCCAUUACUAGCUAUACUAAUCAUGUCUGUAGACAUGAGAAUUGACUGUCGGCGUUUAUUGCAUUACGAUCGCCGUUUACUUGCUAAUCGGGCUCAGCAUAUUGGAAUGUGGAUGCCGAUUUUGAACUUUUUGAACAUUGCUGGAGUGGUCAGUAAUGCUUUCUUAAUCGCUUUUACCUCAUCAUUUGCCACAUAUAUCAAUAUCCAAACUGCUAGUGAUCGAGCCUUGUGGAUUGUUGUCGCCUUUGAGGAACGCUAUCAAGUAGAGCGCAUCAUGGCUUCGACUAGUGCUAUUAAUGAUGAUGAAAUUCCGGUACCCAAUGUCAUGCCGCAAGGAAAUAAUAAUGAUGUCGUUUAA
This is a messenger RNA of Trichoplax adhaerens, 2262 nucleotides long. RefSeq lists its product as uncharacterized. The record is from RefSeq and is a predicted model, not a curated record. The transcript has 20 exons. Gene Ontology annotation, biological process: chloride transmembrane transport. The coding region runs from base 1 to 2262 and encodes 753 amino acids. Gene Ontology annotation, cellular component: plasma membrane. Gene Ontology annotation, molecular function: protein dimerization activity; chloride channel activity. NCBI's taxonomy places the organism in Eukaryota, Metazoa, Placozoa, Uniplacotomia, Trichoplacea, Trichoplacidae.